Messenger RNA from Gadus macrocephalus (Pacific cod), 1435 nucleotides. RefSeq names its product negative elongation factor complex member E (gene nelfe). The record is from RefSeq and is a predicted model, not a curated record. Gene Ontology annotation, cellular component: NELF complex. Gene Ontology annotation, molecular function: RNA binding. Gene Ontology annotation, biological process: negative regulation of transcription elongation by RNA polymerase II. Bases 57 to 1196 code for a protein of 379 amino acids. The transcript is spliced from 11 exons. NCBI's taxonomy places the organism in Eukaryota, Metazoa, Chordata, Actinopteri, Gadiformes, Gadidae.
AAGAUAUUUCAUGGAUUAUUUAUUAAUUAUCCCAAGCUGAAAGGUCCAAGAAGCAAAUGACGUUCCUUACCUCCGUCAUCUCUCCGCGUCAUUGUUGUGGUCGCACACCGAAGUCGUCGUCGCUCCGAAAGCUUUGCUCCAGUCAGUGUGGCAUCAUGGUGACCCUGCCAAGCUCCCUGACGGACGAAGAGGAGUCUCUGCAGAAGAAAUAUGCAAAACUCAAGAAGAAGAAAAAGGCUCUCCUCGCCUUGAAGAAGCAGAGCUCCACCAGCCAGACCAACCAGGGUGGGCUGAAACGCACGCUGUCCGACCAGCCGGUGGUCGACACGGCGACGGCGACGGAGCAAGCCAAGAUGCUGAUCAAGUCGGGCGCCAUCAGCGCCAUCAAGUCUGAGAACAAGAACUCGGGGUUCAAGCGCUCGCGAACCCUGGAAAUCAAACUCAAGGACCCAGAGAAAGGCCCCAUCCCCGCCUUCCUACCCUUCCAGAGGAGCGUCUCCACAGACGAGGAGCUCGCCGAUUCGAGCAGAAGAGGAGGCCCCAGGAAACCCUUGUAUGAAAGCUUCGUCACCCCCCGGGACGAGGAGGAGGCGGGCGGCGGCGGCGGCGGCGGGGGGUCCGGGGGGGACCGGGAGAGGGAGAGGGAGAGAGAGGCGGACCGCGGCCCAGACCGGGAGAGAGAGCGAGGGGGAGACCGAGAGAGAGACCGCGAGAGGGAGAGAGACCGGGAUCACGGCGGGGGCGGGGAGCGCGACCCGGACCGGGAGUGGGAACGGGGUCGCGACAGAGGAGACCGCAUGCGGGAACGGGACGGGCCCUUCAGACGUUCGUACGCAGAGCAGCGCGCGGCUCGGAAGGGGAACACGGUGUACGUGUACGGCUCCGGCAUGGUGGAGGACAGCCUGCGCUCCGCCUUCACCCAGCACGGCACCAUCAUCGACGUCUCCAUGGACAACCCCCGCAACUGUGCCUUCAUCACCUUUGAGAAAAUGGAGUCUGCCGACCAGGCCGUGGCCGAGUUGAACGGCACCACCGUAGGGGACGUCUACAUCAAGGUCAGCAUCGCCAAGAAGCAGCCCAUGUUGGAUGCUGCCACCGGGAAAUCGGUCUGGGCCUCUCUGGCGGUCCAGAACAGUGCUAAAGGCUCGUACCGGGACAAGAGGAACCAGGUGGUGUACAGCGAGGACUUCCUUUAAGUUUUUAACCCUUCAACGCAACCGUUUGUUUUCUGUUUCCCCUUUUUGGACACGGGCGCUGUUUCUUACCCAUAGUGGCAGCAUCGGCGGCUCCUCUCAGUGUGGUUCAUCGUCUGGAGGAAUGUGCACAUGAUACGUUUAGCUCAUAUUUGUUAUUGUCUGUCUAGGGUUAGCUGGCUCCUCGAAGAGAGGUCUAGUUUGGUUUUGUCUGAGCUCAAUAAAAUCUGCUCUUUCAAAAA